This is a messenger RNA of Xiphophorus hellerii (green swordtail), 2198 nucleotides long. RefSeq names its product CMRF35-like molecule 8. The transcript is spliced from 9 exons. Gene Ontology annotation, molecular function: transmembrane signaling receptor activity. NCBI's taxonomy places the organism in Eukaryota, Metazoa, Chordata, Actinopteri, Cyprinodontiformes, Poeciliidae. The record is from RefSeq and is a predicted model, not a curated record. Gene Ontology annotation, cellular component: plasma membrane. Bases 436 to 1422 code for a protein of 328 amino acids.
AUGUUUCUUAUUAUAACCUGAGCUUUGAAUAGUCCACUUUUACCUCCAGGUGAAAUAUGUUAACAUAAUGUGCCCCGAGAAACUAAAUAGCUGGUAUGCUAAUUGUUUUUGAUCCAAAGAUAAGUCGUACACUGUGGACAUUGUUCAGUGAAGCGGAGCCAUGUUUUUGUCACAUGAAGCAGGUGGAGGUUCACUCUGUAUAUGAAUCAGGUUCCAGCUUUCGCUUCUGCAUUUCUUCUCCUUCUCACGCUGGAGGCAGAUGCUCUUACAAAUGACAUGCAAAUGCAUCAAGUUCUGUAGAAAAAAGGAGAAGCUGAAACCAUAAUUUAAAAAAUAAAAAACAACAAAAAGAUCAGAAACGAUCACGGAUCUGACUUCCUGAGGAAAAGUUUUAGGCCAAUAUUAGUUUCAGUUCAAGCAGUUUUGAACUCCACAAUGAGGAUAUAUUUUACAACUAUUGUCUGGUUGCUGACAGUCAGGGGAAGUUUACCUUUAGAAGUGAAGAAUAAUGGAGCGCCCCUCAACACUCCUUGCAAAAGUGCAACAGUGGACCAAACAGCAUACACUGGAGAUUCUGUUUCCUUCACCUGCAAAUAUUCACAGGCCGAUGAAAACAGCAUCAGAAACUUCUGCAGACUCGACGGACACAACGGCUGCGCGAAUAUAAUUUCAGCGCAGCUUUCAAACUACACAAAACUGGCAAAGAUUUCCCUCAGCGAUGAUAAGCAGCGAGGAUUGUACAAGGUGAACAUCUCCAUGGUGACUCAGCAGGAUUCGGGCAAAUACUGGUGUGCCUUGAAAAAAGAUGAUUUCAUCACUUGUUUGCAGGAAGUCGUCCUCCAUGUUCUGAACCCGGUUACAGUCCAGACUUAUCUCGAAAAGGGAGAGUCACCACUACCACUACUACUAGUGACGAUUAGGUCCAACAGGGAUUCUGAUCAUGGUUCUGGUUGUGGUUCUGGCUCUGGUUGUGGUAAGAAUGAAUCAACAACAGACGAUGAAAAAGGAAGCGGAGGAUCAAAAACAGACGAUGAAAAAGGAAACGGAGGAUCAAAAACAGGAAUGAUUGCUGGUAUUGUCUGUGGUGUCGUGAUCGUGCUGGUGCUUGCGAUUGUCUUAAUACUGUGCAGACGGAAACUCUGCAACAGACAAGGGGAAACAUCAGAGCAGAAGAUAAACAUAAUACAAAGUGCAGAGAGAAACGAUAGAGAUCACCAAUAUGAAGAGAUACAGAUACAGAACAAACAAGCAAACACAGUCUGCACUCUGUAUUCUACAGUGAACCCACCUGCAGACCAGCUGCACUACGCCAGCGUCAAUAUCCAGGGCGGAGAUCCCACCACUGGUAGUGAUCAAAAUGCCUCUGCACAUCCUCCAGCAGAGACCACUCUCUACUCUAUCGUCACAAAGCCUGGAGAAUAGAGCAGCCAAACUUCCUGCGUGUCUUUUCUGAAACAUGUUGUAGAGAAUUUGAUCUUUUUCUUGGUACUUAACAGUGGCGUCUACAAGGGGGGGGGGCAGAGAGAGGGACCACUGAGAAAUGCUGGCCACCACAGUGGUGCCCCCCGAGAAAUUUAUUUCAUGUCAUAUCUUCUUCAGUGAAGACAUAAAUGUAAACAGGCAAAGUAAAUAAAUAAAUGAAAUUCUAUAUUUUUUGUAGCUGUGACGCCCUAAAAUCGGCACCCUAUGAGAAUGUUCAGGGGCUGCAGGGAUUUUAAAGAAGGAAUGUCUCGCGUCAGGAAACCUUUUGAUUUCUUUUACUCCAAACCCAACAGAGAAGCUGCCAGGAGCAGCAGAUCCAGCCAGGGGCGGAGAAUCGAGAGGAGGGCGAAUCCUUAACUCUGUCCUGCUGAGCCUGAAUCCUAUGGUGUUACUGCAGCCUGAGCUGUUAAUGAACUAUGGGAAAUGUAGGCUGCCACUGGAAUGGACGUGCUGAUUCUUUGUUUUGUUUGCUUGUGAAUAAGUGAAACUCUGCAACUGUGGAGUCGGAACUGUAUUUGGAGUUUUUAUUUUACUCAUUUCAUGCAUUAAUGUCUAUUCUUUGGCUUUUUUGUCUUGAUUUUAGAUAUCUUGUUUGACUUUGAUCAAAUAUUGUAUCAGUAUUAACAGCUAACUUUCCUUCAGAAAUAUUUUUUCCAUCGUUUGACAUGUAUUCUGAACCUGAGUUUCAUAAAUCACAAUGAAUUACAACUGGAAAA